Molecule: messenger RNA, 1373 nt
Organism: Gopherus evgoodei (Goodes thornscrub tortoise)
Lineage: Eukaryota; Metazoa; Chordata; Testudines; Testudinidae
Product: poly [ADP-ribose] polymerase 2-like
Exons: 12
Coding region: 90-1373 (427 amino acids)
Molecular function (GO): zinc ion binding; NAD+ poly-ADP-ribosyltransferase activity
Source: RefSeq, a predicted model, not a curated record
UCCUCGAGCGCUCGGUUCCCGGAACUUUCCCUGGAGUGCGGGCGGGUGGGGAGGUGCUGCCGCUGCCAGCCCCGCUUGUGACUCCCAGGAUGAGCCGGAAGCGAAGGGCAGCCGAGGCGAGGGGCGCGGGCCUGGCACUGGAGCUGCGCUGGGAGUGGCAGGACCCCGGUGGCACCUGGCAUCGCUUCGUGCCUGAGCAGAGCGAGGUGCUGACACAGGCAGCCAGGGCAGGGAAGCCCAGCGUGGCCGUGGGCUCACAUGUGGACCUGCGGCGGAUGGUGCAGCGAGAUGGGCAGACGGGGCAGGACAGAUGCGUGGCAGCCGCUGUCCAGGACCAGGACUCCUAUUUCGUGUGGUGCUGGCAGGGGGACGAAGAGGGGGAAUGGCUUCCCUACCCUGCCGAUACCUGCCUGGCGCUGGAGCAAGCACGGCACGGCGACGGGGGGCCCAGCCUAGAGGUGACGUUCAGUCGGACCCGCUACACAUUGGACACAGCACAGAUGACCCAGACCAACGUCAGAACUGGGUACCAGCGCCGGAUGGAGCGGAGGGAGUCAGACGCUGUGGAUAAUGAUGGGGGAUCUGAGCCCAGCUUUGUCCCUGGCUCCUCGUCCCCCCAACGGCCCCCAGCGCCGAAGAGACGCCAGGAUGUGGGGGCCAGCCCCAACCCCAGAGCCGGGGAAGAGAGCACAGAGGUCGUCAAGACCCUGAUUGUGAAGGGGAAGGCGCCGGUGGAUCCCGAGUGCUUGGCUAAACUGGGGAAGGCCCACGUGUACUGCGAAGGGGACGACGUCUACGAUGUGAUGCUCAACCAGACCAACCUCCAGUUCAACAACAACAAAUUCUACGUCCUACAGCUGCUGGAGGACGAUGGGCCGCGGAGCUACAGCGUCUGGAUGCGCUGGGGGCGUGUGGGGCGGCCGGGCCAGCAUGCACUGGUGUCCUGCGCUGGGGACCUCACCCAGGCCAAGGAGGUCUUCACUAAGAAGUUCCUUGACAAGACCAAAAACCACUGGGCCGAGCGGGGCAACUUCCAGAAAGUGCCUGGCAAGUAUGACCUGCUGCACAUGGACAGCCGGCCCCCUGCCGCAGAGCUGAGCUGCACAGGGGCACCCCAGCCCAAACCGGCCUCACGACUGGACCCCCGAGUGCAGGCGCUGCUGGGGCUGAUCUGCGACCUCCAGGCCAUGGAGGAGAUGGUGCUGGAGAUGAAGUAUGACACCAAGAAGGCUCCUCUUGGGAAGCUGACGGUGGAGCAGAUCCGGGCUGGGUUUCAGUCACUGCAGAAGGUGGAGGUGGUUCUGCGGGCCGGGGACACUGGACGGGCCCUGCUGGAAGCCUGCAAACGAGUUCUACACCCGUGUGCCCCAUGA